CUACAGCACAACCUCUUUUCUUGACUAAAGAGAAGCAGAGACUCGCUAACGAUGGCAAGAACCAAGCAGACCGCCCGUAAAUCCACCGGAGGAAAGGCUCCCAGGAAGCAGCUGGCCACCAAGGCAGCCCGCAAGAGCGCCCCGGCCACCGGCGGCGUCAAGAAGCCCCACCGUUACAGGCCCGGUACCGUGGCUCUCCGAGAGAUCCGCCGCUACCAGAAGUCCACCGAGCUGCUCAUCCGCAAGCUGCCCUUCCAGCGCCUGGUCAGGGAGAUCGCUCAGGACUUCAAGACCGACCUGCGCUUCCAGAGCUCCGCCGUCAUGGCUCUGCAGGAGUCCAGCGAGGCCUACCUGGUCGGACUCUUCGAGGACACCAACCUCUGCGCCAUCCACGCCAAGAGGGUCACCAUCAUGCCCAAAGACAUACAGCUGGCCCGCAGGAUCCGUGGAGAGAGAGCUUAAACUCUAUAACAGACACUCAAUAACACAAAGGCUCUUUUAAGAGCCAC
This is a messenger RNA of Centropristis striata (black sea bass), 509 nucleotides long. RefSeq names its product histone H3. Gene Ontology annotation, cellular component: nucleosome. The record is from RefSeq and is a predicted model, not a curated record. Bases 52 to 462 code for a protein of 136 amino acids. Gene Ontology annotation, molecular function: protein heterodimerization activity; structural constituent of chromatin; DNA binding. The transcript has a single exon. Lineage: Eukaryota; Metazoa; Chordata; Actinopteri; Perciformes; Serranidae.